CGCAAAACGCCAGUCGAAAUUUCAUCGUGAUCGUGGGUUGUGGCAGCUGUCUACUUCAAUGCACCAUUUCCCUGGUGGUCAUCAUGGCUUUUUGGUGGCAUAAUAGAACUUGGUUGAACUUUCUUAAGAUUCAGUGCUGCGUUGCGAUUGUAGCGGCUAUGGCUACUUUUAUCUAUGCUUUACAUUCGGAUGUUCCUAAGGAUAAUUUGUCCAUUGUUGCGAUGUCUUUGGAGACUUUUUUACUAAUGAGUAUAUCAUCACCCAUUUCUCAAGCAUUGAUAAUUUAUGCUGAAAUUUCCAAUUUUCAUCCAAGUCAACAGCUUCAGCCAAUGGUGAUUGCAGUCAUUACUGGAGUUCCAAUUUUAGCGAUAUUAAGUACCGAAUUAACGCGUAAAACUAUUGGAUGGAAACAUGAAUCAUGGUGGAUAAUUUUUGGAACAGGAGCAUAUAACAUCUUUGUCAUGUGUUCAAUAGCUUUGUUACUCACGUUUUUGUUACUGUACAUUGCUAUCAUUCAAAAAACCAAAAAUUUGUUGAAAAAUUUUUCGAAAAAAGAUGUAUUUAAAUUAAGGAUAAAAAUGUUACAUUGCUCAGCAUUGGUUAUUUUUGGCAUCGUAACAAUGGAAAUAUCUUCUAUCGUGUACAUCAACUCAUCAUCCAUCAUUUACCACUAUAUUUUUGCAUUUCAUUCAGCUCUCUUGGGGUUUAUAAUUCUUAUGGUUUACGUAGCAUGUAGUGAUGUACUAAUUAUGACUCCAAGUCUUAAAAAAUUGAAAAGACACAUGGAGUCCGAAAAUGAUGUUUCAACGGAACAUCAUACAAAGGCUGUUCGCUUUCACGGGGUACCGGAGCUAGAUAGAGAAUUAUCGUCCUCAUCGGCGUCGGCAGUUACGCAGUUGCCGGCUGGAACGACGUAUUUGCUCGCUGGCGUUUGCGAACCAGUGGCCGUGUAUCCGGAAGCUCGAGGAGUCGCUGUAGGCAUCGACGCUCGCGACUACAGCGGAGGCGAGGUCGGCUCCACCUACACGCCUCACAUUGGACUUCCUGAGAUCCAAAUCCAUCGAGUCGAUGAAAGAUACUUGGAAAAUGUCACGGCGUCUGGGAGUAAUUGCGCCAGUGUACGCACCAACACCGACAGCUACACCCUCGGUGGAAAGCAGCGCUGCGACGUCACUGCCCAGACUGAGUCUCAAGCUUUUUUUGGCAGUCUCGCCAUGCCUCCGGCUCCUGAACCUUAUGCUACAGUAUUACCAGAGCCAACGCGUAAAGAUAUGUCUAGUCUACCUAGUUUGCAGCAAUGCAACAUUAUGAACAGUCAGCAUCGACAUCACCAGCACCAUCAACAUUACCAACAUCAACACCAUCACCAUCACCAGCAUCAUCAGCAUCAUCAAUAUCCAUCGGUGGAAUUGCAUCAAUUGCACCAGCAUCAGCCUCGCCAAGCGCCGUCGAAGUUAGGCUCUCAAGGUCUUCAGUCGAUAAUGAAACACCACCAUCUGCCCAGUCAAACAAGCCAACAUCAACAAAUGCAGCAGCAAAUGCACAUAGAAACGUGUUUAGCCAUGCCCGACGUGACUCUAGCCAUCAACGGGCCCGAAGUUGCCGAGCUGCUAAGUAAGAAGCAGCCGCUCUUCAUUGUGCCGGCACCCGAUGAAUCAUUAUACAUUCAACAAGUGCCUGGCACGACCGAUGAGUCUAGCGAGGUUCCCGAAAAGAUGCCCGAUAUCGCCAAUAUGAAUGAGCGAAAGCAGCCCGACGGCGAGGCCAAGGUGGUGCUUGUUAAGCCCGAAAUCGUUAUCGAAGAAUGUGUCGUCGUCGGCAGCAAUGACCUUCACCAUAUUCAUCAGCCUAAUGGUAAUAGUCAUUAACUAAUAAAAAGCUGUAUACUAUUAUUACAUAUAAUUAGGCUGUGAAUGAAACAUGUAUUAUAUACCUACUAAAUAUUAUACCGUUUAUAUUAUUUAUUAAAUUUCGAUGCUAAGUACGAGAGUUCUUACGAUUUCAAUUAAUAUUCAUUUUACUAAAAGUUAGUCUGAUUUAUUGAUCAAUCGAAGUAUGAGCGAAACGCGUUUGAUUGGAAAUAAAAUAAGUUAUUUAUCACAUGGGAACAUUUUCUGUUAAAAAUCUCAUUGAAAACGUUACUGAAAAAACAUUAGAAUCUAUACAAAGAAAAAAGUUAAAUAAAAUGGGAAUGUGAUAUAUUGAUGCGAGUUGUGAAUCAAAAAUUUAAGGUAAAAUAUUUUAAAACAACGAAAAUUUACUAACGUUUUGUUAUUGUGUCUGAUCCAAGCGUGUAUAAUUGUUACGAAUACAAUUUUUGAGUAAACACACGCUGGUGCGUUACUGAAUGUAAAUAUUACAACUAGAAAUUCAAAAAAUGUUUUGUAUAUAACUGUAAAAUUUUCAUAAAUUUAGACAUACUGUGUAAAAAUUUUACGAAUCUUUAUAAGGAAAAGUUUUCCGACGUAAUACAGUUUACUUAUAUUGUUGUAAUUAAAUGUUUCUGAUUUUAUAUGUUGUUGUAAUAUUUUAGAGCAUGUUUAAAAAAUUGAUUUUGUUAGUAUUAAAGUUUAUGCAGUAUGCUUUUUAUUGCAUACUUUUAACUAAACUGGAGAAAGUAUA
Trichogramma pretiosum is the source of this 2622-nucleotide messenger RNA. RefSeq lists its product as uncharacterized. The record is from RefSeq and is a predicted model, not a curated record. The transcript has 7 exons. The coding region runs from base 84 to 1868 and encodes 594 amino acids. NCBI's taxonomy places the organism in Eukaryota, Metazoa, Arthropoda, Insecta, Hymenoptera, Trichogrammatidae.